AUGACCGAGUUGAUCAGAGACGAGGAGGUACGCAGGCGCAUACGUCUUGCCCAGGAGUUUCUCGACCCAGAUGACGUGUCUCGACGAAGCUACCGACCAGACAUUCUGGUGAUGCUGAACAGAGGUCAGAGGAGACUCACAGUCAGCGUCGAUGAAAUUCGAGCACACCACCGCGAGCUGGCCGACGGCCUCCUCAACCAGCCCUUCGACUUCGCAGAAGCCUUUGAUCGCGCCCUCAAGAGCGUCGUCGAGGCCUUCACCGACCGCCCCAAGUCCGAGUCCGGGCCCGAUGUUGUAUACUACUGCGCCUACAUUGGCAGCUUCGGCGAAUACUCGUGCAACCCGCGCACACUCGGCUCCAACCAGCUGAACCACAUGGUCUCGUUGGAGGGCAUUGUCACCAAGACGUCGCUGGUCAGGCCGAAGGUGGUCAAGAGCGUGCACUACAACGAGAACAAGCAAAAGUUCCACUUCCGCGAGUACAGAGAUCAGACCAUGACCACAGGUGCUGCAAGCACAAGCGUGUACCCUACGGAAGACGAGGAGGGCAACCCGCUCGUUACCGAGUACGGCUACUGCAUCUACAGAGACCACCAGACAAUCUCCAUUCAAGAAAUGCCCGAGCGCGCGCCUGCCGGUCAGCUGCCGCGCUCUGUCGAUGUCAUCCUGGACGACGACCUCGUUGACCGCGUCAAGCCUGGCGACCGCAUCCAACUGGUCGGUAUCUACCGCUCGCUCGGCAGCCGCAAUGCUGGCACAGGCAGCUCGACCUUCCGCACACUCAUUCUCGCCAACAACGUCAUACUGCUGUCGUCCAAGUCAGGCGGCGGUAUCGCCCAAGUCAGCAUCACCGACACAGACAUCCGCAACAUCAACAAGAUCGCAAAGAGCAAGCGUGUUUUCGACCUGCUCUCACAAUCGUUGGCCCCGUCCAUCUACGGUCACGACUACAUCAAGAAGGCGAUUCUGUUGCUGCUCCUAGGAGGCCAGGAGAAGAACCUCGACAACGGAACGCAUCUGAGAGGAGACAUCAACAUCCUCAUGGUUGGUGACCCCUCAACAGCCAAAUCGCAGUUGCUUCGUUUUGUGCUCAAUACCGCCCCUCUCGCCAUCGCUACAACUGGUCGGGGAUCCUCCGGUGUUGGUCUGACAGCUGCCGUCACAUCAGACAAGGAGACUGGAGAACGUCGCUUGGAAGCUGGUGCCAUGGUCUUGGCCGACCGAGGUGUCGUCUGUAUCGAUGAGUUUGACAAGAUGUCUGACGUCGAUCGAGUGGCUAUCCACGAAGUAAUGGAACAGCAGACUGUUACCAUCGCCAAAGCUGGCAUCCACACCUCUCUCAACGCCCGUUGCAGUGUCAUCGCAGCCGCCAACCCCAUCUUCGGCCAGUACGAUAUCCACAAGGAUCCGCAUCGCAAUAUCGCUCUCCCCGAUUCGCUCCUCUCACGUUUCGAUUUGCUCUUUGUUGUAACCGAUGAUAUCGAGGAUGCUCGCGACAGGCAGAUCUCAGAGCACGUCCUCCGCAUGCAUCGCUACCGUCAGCCAGGUACAGAAGAAGGCGCACCCGUUCGUGAGGAUGGUGCGCAGCUUCUUGGUGUAGGCCUCGACACGGACGCCGAUGCCAAUCGCCCCACAGAAGUGUACGAGAAGUUUAACCCCAUGCUUCACUCUGGAGUCACAAUCACAGUCGGUCGCGGAUCUUCAAAGAAACCCGAUGUUCUCAGCAUUCCUUUCAUCAAAAAGUACAUUCAAUACGCCAAGCGUGAGAAGCCGAUCCUCACCAAGGGCGCAGCAGACCAUAUAGUUGCCACCUAUUCUGCGCUUCGAAACGACGAACUCGACUCGGGUACUCGCCGCACCUCACCCAUCACAGCACGUACCCUUGAGACACUGAUCCGUCUCUCCACCGCCCACGCAAAAUCGCGCUUGUCGAAGAGGGUUGAGCAGAAGGACGCAGAUGUUGCUGAGCAGAUCCUGCGCUUUGCUCUCUUUAAAGAAGUUGUCGAAGAUGAUCGCCGUAAGCGCAGGAGGACGGUUCGUGAUCCCGAUGCCAUGUCGACUGAUGAAGGCGAGUCCGAUGACGACAACGAGGAUGGUGAUGAGCAAGACACUACAGCUACGCCACGCACCGGUGGUCCUUCUACUCGCAGUCAACGCACAACGACAGCAACACGCACCCCGGCACCAGCACCAGCCGGCGAAGAUGAAGAGGAAGCUGACGAUGACCUCUACCGCGUCACACCCAGGACGCAGCGCACAACAGGCCGCACUCAAUCAUCCCGCGCAGGCCCCUCGUCGCAAGUCAGCGCUGCUUCCUCGCGCCCCGAGUCACAACUUCCGCUCACUCAAACGGAGUCUCAAGAGUCGCAAGACCUCACACCAGCGCGUCUGCAGGUCUUCCAGACAGCUCUUGGUCAACUCAUCGAUGGCCCACUCUUCGCUAACGAUGCUGCCGAUGUCGAGCCCCUUGUUGCUGCUGUCAAUGCCAGGUUGGGCAGCGGAGCCGGCAAGCAAGCAUUUGAUGCUGAUGAAGCUGAGAAGGCGCUCGAGACGCUUAGUGAGCGCAAUAAGAUCAUGUACUCUGGUGGUAUUGUAUACAAGAUCUGA
Ascochyta rabiei is the source of this 2607-nucleotide messenger RNA. RefSeq names its product DNA helicase. Gene Ontology annotation, cellular component: MCM complex; nucleus. Lineage: Eukaryota; Fungi; Ascomycota; Dothideomycetes; Pleosporales; Didymellaceae. The record is from RefSeq and is a predicted model, not a curated record. Gene Ontology annotation, biological process: mitotic DNA replication initiation; DNA replication; double-strand break repair via break-induced replication. Bases 1 to 2607 code for a protein of 868 amino acids. Gene Ontology annotation, molecular function: single-stranded DNA helicase activity; single-stranded DNA binding; ATP hydrolysis activity. The transcript is spliced from 5 exons.